CUAGGAACAGGAACGUUUUCAACAGUCCGUGUGGCAACGCACAAAGAAACAGGAAUGCAAUAUGCGGUGAAAGCGAUCAACCUCGUUGGAAUUCAACCGCAGACCCUUGUUCGUUUGCGACGAGAAAUUCAAGUGCUGAGAUCUCUGAACCACAAGAAUAUCAUCCAGCUGUAUGAGAUCUUCGAGGAAGACGGCAAGCUCUUCAUGAUUAUGGAGCUUUGCACCGGAGGAGAACUCUGGCAUUUCCUGCAGAGGGUUGAACUCUCGGAGAAGCGAGUUGCAAGGAUCAUCAAGGGGAUAGUGGAGGCCAUUCACUACUGCCAUCAGCGACACGUUGCUCACCGUGACUUGAAGCUGGAAAACCUGAUGCUGGAGAGUGAAGAGGAGGAUGCAAACAUCAAGUUGAUAGACUUCGGCUUCAGCAAGGUGUUCUCCAACUCCAACGGGAUGUAUGCCAUCCUCGGCUCCCCGUAUUACGUGGCACCCGAAGACGCCAGGGGAGGACAGGGCUAUGGAUGCGCAUGCGACAUGUGGAGCAUCGGCGUCAUCACCUUCAUGAUUCUGUGCGGGCAGGCUCCUUUCGACGGCGAGAACGAUCAUGAGAGGCUGCUGGCAGUGAAGCGAGGAAACUUCACGUACCCUCCUCACGGUGAGAGCGGCUCCUGCACGAUUGUCUCUGAGCUUCCCACAGCCAACUUGACGAGUGAAGCGGUCGACUUCAUCAACGCGCUCCUCACAGUUGACCCUGCCAAGCGAUUGACCGCUAAGGCUGCACUGUCACAUGCCUGGCUCCGUCAGAAUGCGCGAGACGCUUCCGCCAAUGUCUUCACACAGCUCAAACGAUUCGCUUCCUCCAUCCUACGGUCCAUCCAUCCUCCUUCCCGUCAUGUGCUCUUGUCUGACAUUCGACAGAUGGGGGGGAGGGGCGGAAUAAAUCAAAUGCCACUUGCGACAUACCCAACAUGA
Guillardia theta CCMP2712 is the source of this 966-nucleotide messenger RNA. RefSeq lists its product as hypothetical. NCBI's taxonomy places the organism in Eukaryota, Cryptophyceae, Pyrenomonadales, Geminigeraceae. The transcript is spliced from 6 exons. Gene Ontology annotation, molecular function: protein kinase activity; ATP binding. The annotation marks the transcript as partial. The record is from RefSeq and is a predicted model, not a curated record. Gene Ontology annotation, biological process: protein phosphorylation.